Molecule: messenger RNA, 2142 nt
Organism: Rhipicephalus sanguineus (brown dog tick)
Lineage: Eukaryota; Metazoa; Arthropoda; Arachnida; Ixodida; Ixodidae
Product: solute carrier family 22 member 7
Exons: 10
Coding region: 150-1913 (587 amino acids)
Biological process (GO): transmembrane transport
Cellular component (GO): membrane
Molecular function (GO): transmembrane transporter activity
Source: RefSeq, a predicted model, not a curated record
ACCUCUCGGACGUGUGCACGAGUCAAGGCGACACUGGCUCAGAGCGCAGUGGAAUCAGCAGAACAAGCGGCGAGAAAGGCGCGACGCCAAUUCUUCCACGUGAAAUCAGCGACAACGGUGGAAAGGUGCUUUGGAAGGAAGCUAAUAGCAUGUUGCUGGAGGAGGCGUUGCGAGAAGUGGGCGACUUCGGCCGCUUCCAGUGGCUGCUGAUCGUGUACCUGUGCGUGUUCGUGGCUCCGCUGCGAGUGCUGCCGCUGUUCGGGCACAUCUUCAGCCUACUCGUGCCGCCGCACCGGUGUCGCCUGGACCCGUGGCUCCAGGAGGCCCUCGGGGGUCUGCGCAACGCGACCGCAGACGAUGCGGACCUGUUGCUGGACCUGGCGCUGCCGCGGGAGGCCGACGGCACGUUCAGCCAGUGUCACAUGUACGACGCCAACUCCACGCUGGCGCUCUGGUUCGACGUCACCGCGGGAUCGACGAGAGUCGGGAACGCGUCGGCUGUCACCGCCGGAGUCCGCGCCGUCGUGCCAUGUCAGUUUGGAUGGGAGUACGAUUUUUCGUACUUCUACCCGAGCGUGAUUUCAGAGAUGAACUGGGUAUGCCAUAACGCAUGGAAGGCAUACGUGUCCAACACAGCAUUCUGGGUUGCGACAGCCAUCGGCGUGCUCGUUUGCGGUGACGUCAGUGACAGGAUCGGCCGGGUCCCUGUGAUGAUCGGCGUGAACGUGAUGUGCGGCGCUGCGGGCCUGUACACGUACUUCACGGCAGGAUUCGUGCACUUCGUGCUGAGCCGCGUGUUCGUCGGUCUGUUCGUCCUCGCCGUGAGCAUCAUGCCCUUCGUGCUCGUGGUUGAGUACGUGGCUCCAGAGCGUCGCAUGAUGGUGCUAAGCGCGUUCCAGUUCUCGUACCCUCUUGUGGGCGCCGCCUUUCCCUGGAUGGCGUACGCCCUGGCCGAUUGGAGGACCCUCACCUUGGUCUGCGCCGUGCCCCCUCUGGCGGCCCCAUUCUUCUCCUGGUUUGUGCCGGAGUCGCUUCGGUGGCUGGUGUCCAGGGGCAAGGAGCAGCGUUCCAAGAAGAUCCUGUUCACCAUCGCAAAGAUAAACGGGAAGAAAUUGUCCGAAGACUUCAUGCAGAAAUGCCAGUUUCCUCCUCCAAACGAGUUUCACAAGACAAAGGCAUCACCCAUAGACAUGCUGAAGACUCCAAACCUUCGGAAAAACUUUGUGCUGUCACUCAUCGUGUGGACCCUAGCUUGUCUGGUGUACACGGCCGGACAGCUGUACGCGGCGAACGCGAGCCACAAUCCAUUCGUGAUGACCACGGCGGUCAACUUGGUGGACAUCGUGGCCACGGGUACGGCGCUUCCUCUGGCUGACCGCUGGGGGCGUAGGCCAACAAUGAUGACUGCCUACGCAGCCGCUGCCGUGGCCUACGUGUGUUCCGUGGGAGUACCGACAGAAAGCCUGGCGUUAGGCACCGCGGUGUUCAUGCUGGCGCGGGUUGCCUUGACCAUGGCGUACAACGUGGGCUACCUGUACGCAGCUGAGGUUUACCCGACAGCAGCCCGGUCGCAGGCACUGUCCCUGCGCCAGGCCUUUGGCUCCGUCGGAAAAUUUCUCAGCUCUCAGGUCACGCAGCUGGCCAUGUACGGCCGUCCAAUCCCGCUGCUGCUGAUGGGUGCUAUGUCGUUCCUGCUAGCGCUGCUGACGUUCCCGAUGCCAGAGACGCUCGACCAGCGGCUUCCCGAGACACUCGAAGACGGCGAGGCGUUCGUGUAUGGUCAGAACACGUGCUGCAGUUGCGUACGGCUGAAAAAACAGCAGGAAACCUCAUCGCAACGGCCGUCCGCCGGAAGGGCGCGCUCGCUGUCUGUCAUCUCGGCUGCGUCGGCAGUCAGUGUCAGUCCCGACUGAACGGUGUUCUCUGACUGAACGACGUCUGCUACAGCUUCGUUCGAACGAAGCCAUCAUCCUUUGUGGCGACUGUGCUGCAUACAUCUGGGAAUGACAGUGACGUCACUCGUAAAUAACAGUGGCCGCAAAAGCGCUGCGUGUCCGCAAGUGAUCGCACACAGGUUAUUUGUCUUGCCUCGACGCCAUAUGAGUCCAACUCCAAUGGACUUCGGAGUGAACGCUUGCAGCG